UAAGGUUUUUUUACUCUUAAAAAAAGACGCUUGUUUGUUGGGCGAGCGUAUUGAAAGUGGUAGGCAUGCGCAGCGGGCUCAAUCGGAUUUAUAAACACAGGGCUUGUGAGUUUCAAGCGAGUUUACGCCGUUAACGCAAUAGAAGUUUACUUUGUGCGCGAAAGUUUAAUUUUAAUUCAAGAAAAUGAGUAAAACUUGUUUGAUUUUUCACUCGGUUGUGCUGGUGCAUCAUGUGGUUACUAUUUAUCACAUGAAUGAAUUGUCGACGAGUUACAUGAAGUUUCCCGAUGGAAGAACAAGAGAUAUGUUGAGUGUUGGACCAAGAUUUUUCACUAGUUGGAAUAUUGGAAUUCAAACUAUUUACUUUCUCAUCGCCCUUUUACUCGACUUAACGCGUUUCAUGAAAGAAACAAAAGCAAUUGAAGAAUAUAAAACUAAAUUAACCAAAUUCAAUGGAUACCUCUACAAUGUAAUCAUGUUCCCGGCAACUCUACUUGUGUUUAUUGCCUUCUGGGGAAUGUUUUCCAUCAAAAGAGAUUGGGUUUUGCCACAGCAGCUUGAAGAUGCUUGUCCUGUUUGGCUCAACUCUGCUAUACACACGAAUAUCAUCCCUGUGCUUCUGGGAGAACUUUUAAUUUAUGUUGGGGAGAUGCCACGACCGAAAUUCAAGACCGCCAUGAUUAUUUCAAACUUUUUCAUGGCCAUUUAUACAUUCCAAUAUUUAAUGACGUAUUAUUCCUCUGGUUUGUGGAUGUACGGAAUCUUUUAUGAUGUAAAUUGGACUCUGCGCGGUGUUUUAGUCUUGAGUACUUUUGUUAUAUUAGGCGCAUUCCUCAAGAUGGGAUAUUGGAUCCAAAAUUAUCGAAAUCAGAAGAAAUUUGUAUAAAUUUUCGAAUAUUUUUUAAACAUUGACUUGAAACAAUCCAAAAUGUAAACUACAUUAGUUAUCGAAUGUUUUGUAUUGCACGUAUUUAUAAUUUACAAAUAGGACGCAACGAGAAAUAAACUUAUUUUAAUAUAAA
Molecule: messenger RNA, 1022 nt
Organism: Dalotia coriaria
Lineage: Eukaryota; Metazoa; Arthropoda; Insecta; Coleoptera; Staphylinidae
Product: androgen-dependent TFPI-regulating protein-like
Exons: 3
Coding region: 185-886 (233 amino acids)
Cellular component (GO): endomembrane system; membrane
Source: RefSeq, a predicted model, not a curated record